Equus quagga is the source of this 1956-nucleotide messenger RNA. RefSeq names its product superoxide dismutase 3 (gene SOD3). Bases 221 to 1111 code for a protein of 296 amino acids. The record is from RefSeq and is a predicted model, not a curated record. Gene Ontology annotation, molecular function: superoxide dismutase activity; copper ion binding. NCBI's taxonomy places the organism in Eukaryota, Metazoa, Chordata, Mammalia, Perissodactyla, Equidae. The transcript has 2 exons. Gene Ontology annotation, biological process: removal of superoxide radicals.
GUACACCUCUCCAAACAGGCUAUUUCCUGUCUAAUUUUUAUUCCCCUGCUGUGUGCUGAAGGUCACUGGUUACGUCUGCACAAACCAGCGAAGUCACGAUAAAGGAACACUUGGCCAGGAAAAUGGACCAGAGUGGAGAGGAGGAGGGGACAGAGGAGGAGGAGGUGAGGCAAUUCAACAAGGGACGGUCCGGCCUGCUUUCCCUCCCUAAACCGGCCCAAUGACCUUCCUCGCUCACAGUGACCACUCCUCUGGGCUGGCUUCCUGCAGGCCCACAAACAGCCCAGUCUCAGGAGCCAGCCUGCGUUCCUGCCUCCAGCUUGGGCGCUGCUCGCACUUCCCAGGAAGGAAAGCUCUCUUGAAAGGGCUGGAAAGGUGCCUGACUCCCGCCAUGUUGGCGCUGCUGUGUGCCUUCCUGCUCCUGGCGGCCGGCGCCUCGGACCCUUGGGCGGAGCCCAGCUCCAAUACGACGGAGCAGAUCCGCGACAUGCACGCCAAAGUGACGGAGAUCUGGCAGGAGCUGCUGCAGCGGCGGCAGGGGGGCAGCGGCCGGGAUGCUGCGCUCCACGCUGCCUGCCACGUGCAGCCGUCGGCCACGCUGGACGCCGCGCAGCCCCGAGUGACCGGCCUCGUGGUCUUCCGGCAGCUCGUGCCCGGCGCCAAGCUGGAGGCCUUCUUUGACCUGGAGGGCUUCCCGGCCGAGGCCAAUGGCUCCAGCCGCGCCAUCCACGUGCACCAGUUCGGGGACCUGAGCCAGGGCUGCGACUCCACCGGGGCGCACUACAACCCGCUGGCCGUGCCGCACCCGCUGCACCCGGGCGACUUCGGCAACUUCGCCGUGCGCGACGGCCGCCUCUGGAAGUACCGCGGCAACCUCGCCGCCUCGCUCAGCGGCCCGCACUCGAUCGUGGGCCGCGCCGUGGUGGUCCACGCGGGCGAGGACGACCUGGGCCGCGGCGGCAACCAGGCCAGCGUGGAGAACGGCAACGCGGGCCGCCGGCUCGCUUGCUGCGUGGUGGGCGUGUGCGGGCCCGCGCCCUGGGCGCGCCAGGCGCAGCAGCACGCCGAGCGCAAGAAGCGGAGGCGCGAGAGCGACUGCAAGGCCGUUUGAGCGCGUCCCCCGCCCCGCGGCGGGCGCCCGAGACCCCCUCCACUCUCUGACCCCCCCCCCCCCAUGAGCCUUGAGACCCCUCUGUGCGUCCCGAGACCCUCUCCACGCCCCGACACCGAUCCAUGCGCCUCAGACCCCCUCCACGCCCUGACACCCAUCCAUGCACCUCAAACCCUCUCCACCCCCUGACAGCCCUCCGUGCGCUUCAGCCCUCCUUGCACCACAGACUCCCUCCAUACCCUCACACCCCUCCAUGUGUCCUGAGGCCCCAUCCAUGCUCCCCGAGACUCUCCCCACUUGAGUGUCUCCCUCUGCUCCUAGGCACACCUUCCAACCUGAGGUCCCCCCUCUGCCAUGGCUGAGGGCUCCCUGAAAAUCCCUCCAUCAUGAGAUCUCCAACCAUGUAUGCUCCACCCCUCUGUAUCCUGAGGGCAGCCUCUGCCUUCUUAGCCCUCCACCCCGAGUUCUGAGGACCCCCAGAGAUACUGAAAUGCCCCCAUCUACCCUGAGGGCUUCCCAGACUCCCCGAGAUCCUUUUCCAUCCUGACAGCCCCACUCCCACCCCAUGAGCCCUGAGAUCCCUCUAUGCCCUAAGGACCCAACUCCCCCGACCCCUUACGCUCCUCCUAGGUUCUGAGACCCCUCCUGAGGUUGCCUUGCAUCCCCCCUCAGUCCCCAACCAUCACCUCCACACUCCACCAUCAUGUGCAGCCUGCAGUUGGGCGCCCCUGCCUGGCAUCUUCAGCGGUUUCCCGGCCACUGUCGCCCUGCAGAGAGCUGUUCCUUUGGGGGCUGUAUGACAAUCUUCAUGUUGCUCAUUAAAAACUCAGCAAUUCAGUACUGCA